AUGUCGAGCAGAGGAAAAUAUUUAGUGUCCUUAUGCGUUAAUAGUGUUGAAGAGCAAGUGACUGCUAAAAGUGCAGCAGCUGCUGAGCUUCAAUUAUUAGAAAACUUCACUGUAUUUGCCGAUAACGAAAUACCUUCCACAAGUACUGAAGAGCAUGUCACUGCUGAAAGCGAAGCAGCUGUAGAGUUUCAAUCAUCAGAAAACUUCACUGGAUUUACCGAUGACGAAAUACCUUCUACAAGUAAUCUCCAAAAAGGUAAUUAUGAACAGGAUAGUGAACCGGAAGCUACUAGUGAAUUAGGUUUAGAGAGCAGCGAUGAAUAUGCUCCGGAAAGCGACGAAGAAUCAGAUGAUGAACCACUGACAAAGAAAAGAUCACGUUGGAGAAAACCAGAACCAGAAAAAUGGAAAAGAAACGUAACAAAGAAGAAAAGAAGUUUGUGUAUGCCGUACAAUAGCAAAAACAAAAUCAAACCAGCCAAAAGUCCAAAAUUUGUGAAUUGUAAUAAUUGUAAGUUUAAGUGCACUUUGAAAUUUACUGAAGAGGACAGAAUUUCUAUUUCUUCAAAUUAUUGGGAACUCGAUUAUUUACGCCAAAAAGACUUUAUUUUAUCUUGUGUUAUAAGUCAUUUGCCAAAAGUUCACAGAAUUCGUACCGGCACAGGUACUAGAAAAGAAUCUAGCCGCAAAUACUAUUUUAAGAAAAGUGCUGAAAUUAUUCAAGUAUGCAAAAAAUUUUUCUUAAAAACUCUGUGCAUUAGUCAUGGUCCAGUGGACCAUGCUUUAAAAGGCAAAAAUCAAAACGGGUUAUUUAAUAUGAAGGAUAAAAGGGGAAAGCAUGCUCCUUACAAUAAAACUCCAGAUAUACUUGUACAGAAAGUUAAGGAACACAUCGAGAGCUUUCCGACUAUGGAAUCACACUAUUGUCGGAAAAGUUCAAAUAGGUUAUAUUUGGAUCCCAAUUUGUCAAUCAGCAAAAUGUUUGAGCUUUAUAUGGAACAGUGCAAACGUCGAGAUGAAGCUCAUGUUACUGAAAUCACAUAUCGUAGAAUAUUUGGAAAACAUUAUAAUAUGUCAUUUUUUAAUCCCAAGAAAGACCAGUGUGCAAUUUGCAACCAGUAUAAGAAUAAAAAUAUUAAUGAAGAAGAUUAUAAGCAACAUCUACAAAGAAGAGAUGAAGCAGCCGAGGCAAAAAAAUCUGACAAACUUCGAGCAGCUGAAGAAAAAACAUUUUUAAGUGCUUCAUUCGAUUUACAAAGUAUAUUGCAAAUACCAUCCUCAGACGUGUCACAAAUGUGUAACUAUACCGCCCCAGUCCCAGAAAGACAUUUCAACAUUCCUAUGGAAGAUGAAGCUGGUCCUAUAGAAUACAAGGCAUUGGUUGGUUAUUUGGGAACUAUUGAAAUGCCUAAACAACUACUGCCAAACUCUAGAUUACAGACAGUUUGUAGUUGUAUUAGGAAAUUAAGACAGGAAAAAAGAGCUCCAACUGCAAUCCUCAUGACAAUUUUGCCCACUUGCCUUACUUUAAAGAACUCUGCCAAUCAAAUUCUUGCCAUAUACCCAACUAGUAGGGUAGUAUAUGUUGGAUCAACUGCAGAUAAGGAGUCUAGAUACUUUGGACUGGUAACUACAGCUGUCAGUGAGACAAGAUUCCAUGACAACAAUGACAAUGCCUGGAACUCAGUUGACAAAAAGAGUCUCAAUGAAAGUAUUGAAAUUUCAAAUAGUUGUCAUGUAUUUGUCAUAGAUCCAAAAAUAAUAGAUCAUACUGCUCACCAAUCUAGAGCAGAAAACUUUAAAAUUACUUGUACAAGAAAUACUGUCAAUGGAUACUGCAUGGAGUUUCCUGGAAGUGCACUAUAUGUUGUCAGUCUCAUUCAAAAUAUGUAUAAACUACAAAAUGGUGACAAGGCUGGUGAAAACUUUGGGCCUCUGGUAGCUAAUUCUCCUCAGCCAAGUGCAUCCAGCAAUUCAGAUUCAGGAAUAGCGUGUGAAGCUAAACCAGAAACCAACAGUAACAUUGACAAUAUCAAGCCUAAAGUUUGUGUAAAAGUAUCCGACAGUUCUGAUGACAAUACCCAGAGAAUCGAGGAAGGUUUUAGAGAAAGAGCAGUCGAUUGUCCGGAAAGCCCUCAAAAGUUAUCAGUAAAAGAGUUCGCUACAAAUUUAGACAGUAAAAGUGGCUCAUUCGACGACAUUUCCAUGCACAGCUCGAAAAGCAACGAACUCUCCAACCUACUGAGUAUUUUUAAAGUACCAUUCGAAACUAAAAAGCACAAAAAACACCUGAAAGUCAGCAGUUGCGACAAUCUCGACAAAUGCAACAGAAAUCUAAUACACCACAAACUGAGUCCGAAGGUCUACGGACUAAAACCGAACUACAGUUGCGAGGAACUCAACAAUUUGGAGAACAACUUUGACGUGGGAGACAAGCUGGGGUAUGGCAGUCUGCAAGAUUUGUCGUACCAUGAACACCGCAAGUUGCAGAAGAAUAUACUGAGCGAUCCGGAUGUUAGAAUCGAGCAGCAAGAAGAAGAGCCGGUAAGUCUGUAUUUAUGUAUGCUUUGUCUUGCUUAG
Diabrotica balteata is the source of this 2580-nucleotide messenger RNA. The record is from the annotation of a GenBank genome assembly. NCBI's taxonomy places the organism in Eukaryota, Metazoa, Arthropoda, Insecta, Coleoptera, Chrysomelidae.